UUGAAGUGCUCUAAAACCGUUAGCAGACGACUUUUCGCGUCACAAUAUGGCACCUAUUGUUUUUCCUUGUUCGUUCACAAAAGAAGUCGUUCGAACGGAAAAGUUUUGAACAACAGUGGACAAACUUUUUGCGAUGUGAGAUGAGUGGAGAAUUGCAUUUUUUCUUCAAUAGGACGAAAGUAUAGGAAAAAACAAACAUUUAUUUAUUUUGCAUUUUGCUCCAUGUCUUUGCGUGCAAAAACAGCAGUUGAUUAGGUAGCAGCCUGAACAACUCAAAUAUUCUUUUCCUGGCUCGGAUAUGACAAGUCCAGGACGCGGUGACCUCGGCGCUAUAGAUAGUGAAGCAUUUGAUUUCAGUCAACUGGAAGAAUACAUCAACGACGACAAUGAAAGCAAUAUUUACUUUCAUGAUGCCCUGGUCACCUCCAGCGACCUGAAACUGAGCGGCAGCGAGGAGAAGACCCCUCCCUUUUCACGCAACGGUCAACCGGGGAUGGUCAAGGAGCCGCACGCCCCUCACAAAAACUUUCGUGCAAGUGACGUCACCUCCUCCUUCAACAAACCACAUCACCUGCCGGACAGUCCGCCGGAUUCCGGAUCAGAGCCACCUUUUUCUCCUCCGAAUGAAGAUCCGAAACUGAAGUGUCCGUCCCUCGAUAUGCUUCAUCAGCCGCAGCAGCAUCUGCCCUCGGAGAUGGCGGAGAGCCUGAAGCAUCACUAUCUCCACUACGGUCUGCCACAGAAGCACGCCGAAGUGUCCAUCUCAUCCUCCACAUCCCCCACCUCCCCACAUCACCCUGUGAGUCCAGUCCAUUCCACACAUUCUGCCUCGAUGCCAGUCCUAGCUCCACCGUCCUUGUCCGGCCUCUCACAGAUCUCCUCGUUCGUCCCCAGCGCUAUCCCGCAGCAACUAAUAACACCCGGCCUCGGACACCUGUACGCAGGAAGCGAGGAGUUCCUUUACGAAAACAUUUCAAAUCCUGUCUCUUCGACGACAAGCAACAAAAAGAGAAAGCUACCUGAAUCUCCCAAGAUCCCCAGGACACACCAGAGCGGAAAUGGCGUGCAGGUCAAAAUUGAGCCCAGCAUCCAAUCACCAGAUCCAACUACUGUGCUGCCAUCUAGUGAAGACGAUUACAACUUUGAACUAAGUGCCGCAGAAGCCAAUGCACUGUUUGUGGAUUCCAACUUCCAGUGUAUCAGGUUUCAGCCAUUUCAACCAAACACGUGGGCUCAACUUUUAGACAGAGAUAUGAAAGAAAUAGCUUCCCCCAACUUCCGUGUAGACGCGGACAAGGGCUUCAACUACAGCAACGCCGAUGAAUCCUUCGUUUGCCAGAAAAAGAACCACUUCCAAGUGACAGUGCAUGUGCAGCCUGUGGCGGACGCCCACUAUGUCAGGACGCCAGAAGGCACUCGACCCAUCGAGAAGUUCUCACUCAACUUCCAUGGAGUCAAGAUGGAAUCGCCCACACAGACAAUAAAAGUGGAGCAGUCUCAGUCCGACAGAAGCAAAAGACCUUUCCACCCUGUCCCGCUGGAAAUGGUGCGGGACCAGGUGACGAAGACAACGGUUGGCCGUCUUCACUUCAGCGAGACCACUUCUAACAACAUGAGAAAGAAGGGCAAACCUAAUCCUGAUCAGCGCUUCUUCUUUCUUGUGGUCAGCCUCUGCGCUCACGUGUCCGGAGAGACACCCGUCACUGUCAUAGCCCAUUCCUCCGAAAAAAUCAUUGUCAGGGCGUCGAAUCCUGGUCAAUUUGAAAACGAUAUGGAGCUCUCCUGGCAAAAGGGCCAUACCUUAGAUUCCAUAUUUCAUAACGGUCGAGUGGGCAUCAACACAGAUAGACCAGAGGAAGCGCUGGUGGUGCACGGCAACAUCAAAGUGACCGGACACAUUCUGCAACCAUCUGAUCUAAGAGCCAAGUACGACAUACACGAGUUGGACACGCGGCAACAGCUCCGGAAUGUGUCCAACCUGCGAAUCGUGCGUUACCGCUACCUACCGGAAUUCGGGGAGGAGGCGGGGCUCGGUCAGAUGGGUGAGACGGGGGUGAUCGCCCAGGAGGUACAGCACAUCCUCCCGGAGGCGGUCAGGGAGGCUGGGGACGUCAGGCUCACGGAUGGACAUGUCAUCGAGAAACUGCUCGUUGUUAACAAGGAACGCAUCUUCAUGGAGAACGUGGGGGCCGUGAAGGAGUUGUGCAAGGUGACGGACAACCUCGAGACGAGAAUCGACGAGCUGGAGAGAAUCAACAGGAAACUGACCAGCAUGAAGCGCAAAGACAGUCUCAAGUCAACAGCCACCGAUCUCAGUCGCAUGGGCAGCGUGACGUCCCACGGCAAACACCGUUGCCAUCGGAGCUGUGACAAGCAGCGAUCGGGAAGCAAAGUGUCAUCUUGCUCCAGUCAUUUCAUUCAGUCCUCUAUCUUCGUCCUCGUAGUCAUCAUGGCCUGCUGCCUCAUGGCCUUAGCCACCUUGUAUAUUAUGGAAUGGCAGAAUCAACAUAACUCUCCCUAUUUUAGGGGAGCAGUGCUCAUACAAAUGAAAAGUCCAUCGGCAGAAAAUGCAACCCUUCAAAGCAAUGUUCCUUUCAUGUCCACAUUAUUUCCGUCCAUAUCUCUGUCGAGUCAAGCUUCAUUUUUGAGUUCCAGAAAAUCUACACCAGACAAAACGCAAGGUGCAACUCCUAAAUACAGCACCAAGUCGGUCUUGAAACCCGUGUAUCCUACCGGAAACCCAGAUGACCGAUUCUACGGUUCCCAUCUGGGAGACCUAGACUGCUCAUCCACCGAGGAAUGUCCCAUCUACUGUUGCGACUACUACCCGGACCUCACCCUCGAAGAAGAGGGACACGAGGAAGAAGGUCUGCUCAGACACCAUAUCGAGAAGAAGAGUGGAAGCUCCCUCACUUUUGCAGAACGACAAAAAUUAUUGAGACAUCAAAAAACUGAAAGAGCAAGUAUCGACAGGCAAACGUCUAAAGACUCCAUGCCUGAAAGCAGUCCGUCCGAAAGUUCCCAUAAAUUGAAGAAACGAAUGAUCGAAGCAGAAGAUGAAUCGGCUGACAACAAUCCUAUCUUUAGAUCAGAAUCGGAACCCAUCCUCUACCUUGCCGAGCUGAACGCCACCCUGCUACCCGAACUGUGUUCAGAAGAGCGACUAGAGGAAAAUUCGAACCUCUACGUUUUCUGUUCUAUCUACAUUUCCAGGCACUUUCCACACGUCAACAUCACUCUGCAAAUCAGAAGUAAAGACAGCGACACUCUGAUUGAGUUUUGUGGAGGCAACCAUCAGCAUUCUUGCCCUCGAGAAGUUUUACCGGACUCAGAAGACCCUUCUUCAAACAGCAUCACCAAAAGAGAUAUCUUUCCUCAGAGUCGAUCUUGGCAACUUCCGGUUGGCUCUUUUGUCAGAAGCAGAUAUCGAUUCAGGAUGAUGUCUCGUCGGUUCUCCACAGAUCAGCAGAUAUGUACAAUGAACUCGAACUUCCGUCCUUUCACAGAGUAUAUCCUGACAUUCCAAAGACGCUGUGACAAAUGAAUUCUUCAAAACUGUUUAUGCUGCAACUUAUAAAGAAAGCAUAUUGGAUAUCACUGUAAUUGUCACUGAAGGGAAAAAAACUAUUCUUGCAGAAUGAACCCAAGAAUUUCUUUCAAAACGAAAUAGAACUCUGAUUGACAAUUCACAAUUUUGAAGCAUUGAUAAGAAGAACAUAAGAGGAGAUAUUUCAGCAUUUGGCUCUUUAAUGUAUCAUAAAAGAAAUAAUUAUGAUAACAUAAAAUUUUCCUUUAAUAUCUUUCGCAAAUGCUGCAUUUGUAAU
Messenger RNA from Argiope bruennichi, 3824 nucleotides. RefSeq names its product myelin regulatory factor-like. The transcript has 24 exons. Bases 299 to 3544 code for a protein of 1081 amino acids. Lineage: Eukaryota; Metazoa; Arthropoda; Arachnida; Araneae; Araneidae. The record is from RefSeq and is a predicted model, not a curated record. Gene Ontology annotation, biological process: positive regulation of DNA-templated transcription; protein autoprocessing. Gene Ontology annotation, molecular function: DNA-binding transcription factor activity; sequence-specific DNA binding. Gene Ontology annotation, cellular component: nucleus; endoplasmic reticulum membrane.